AUGACUUUUAAAUUACCAAUGAUACCAGGAUUUCAAACUUCUAACAAAGAAAUCAAAACGAGAUAUCCGAAGACGCCAGAUUUUGACAUUAUGAGCGGUGUACAUAUUAUCAGAUCAUUACACGUCAAAAAUGAAAAGAAAUGCAAUUCUGUUUUUAAUUCUACUACUGAUCUCGAAGAAACCAAAAAACCAACUUGGCUAGUAUUUGAUAAACAGAACCUGACAUUUGAUGCAUAUUUCAAAAGUACGGCGAAUGAGAGUUUUGGCUGUGCCUAUAAUUUAAGAAAAUGCAAAAUAAUUUAUUUUCUUGAAGAUGAUACAAUUAAAGUAGUUGAACCCGUCGUCAUCAACAGUGGUUUACCACAAGGAUGUUUAAUAAAACGACAUAAAAUUCCGUUAUCAAAUAACAAAAACGACUACUAUAAACUAUUAGAUUUAAAUGUCGGAGUUACUGUGGAGUUUUAUGGAAAACAGUUUAAAAUAAUUGGCACUGAUAGUUUCACUAGAGAUUUUUUGAAAAAAACAGGCGUUGAUGUACCUGAAAACUUGUCAAUGCCUGAUGACCCAUAUUUUACUCAAAGAGAAAAAACACCAAAAAAAAAACAACCAGCGAGUAAAAUAAUGUCACCCAUCUAUAAACAAGCUCAAGGAUUCGAAGGAAUUUUAAAUUUUAAAGGUUUUUGGGAUGAUCGUUACAAUGUUGAUGGUGACUUACACAUUUUGGAAGUUCGUUACUUUUUGGUAGAUGAUACAAUACAGAUCGUUGAACAUAAUUCAGAUGGUGGUUUAAAAACAUUUCUCAAAAGACAAAAACUUCCAAAAGAUCAAAUGUAUGUAAAACCACCGGGUUUUAGUGAACAAAAUGAUUUAUUGAAUGUAUUGGCCAUAAAUUCAACGAAUCAAUGGUUCGCUUUUGAUCCUUUGGGUAAUUUAAGUGAUGUACAAGCCUCUUAUUAUCAUUGGUCAAAUCUAUACGUGGGAGCUGAAAUUGACGUUUAUAGCCGAAAAAUAGUUUUGUCUAGUUGCGAUGAGUUUACUAAGCAAUAUUAUUCAGAUUAUGGGUUGAAUAAUUUUCCAUCUAAUGUUGACACUCCGAAAGUAAUAGAAGAGAAAGAAAAAUUGAAUAUUCCAACUAUACCAGUAUGUCAUGAUGAAAAUGUUUUAAAUAAAUUAAUUAGUCAUUCAAAAAUAGAAGCUUUAGUUUUUAAAGCAAAAAUUGUACCCAAAGAACCGAAUAAUUUAAAUCGAGAAUUUAUCGUAAAAUGUUUUUUAAGUGAUCAAAGUUUUUCUGUUUCUGAAAUGAACUUACAGACUGCUGGCGCAAUAGGUUGUAGAUUUUUUUCAAAACGAAAAAUUCCAAAAGAGAAUCCAAAUGACUUUAACGUAAUAUUUAAAUUAUAUGUUGGCGUUAAAUUGAUAAUUGAUGGUUUCCAAUUUGAGUUUGUUGAUGUCGAGGAUAGGACGUUAAGGUUUAUGAUGGAUCAUCCAAAAGAAUUUCCACAUAGUGACGUUCAUUAUUUAAUGAAUCAAAUAUCAAAAGUAACACAAACUGAUAUUGAUACAUUACACAUAAAAUAUUUACAAAAUAAAACCGAAAUUGAAAGAAAUGAAUUUAUCGAAAUAAUGCUGAACGAAUUUCCAAAUUUUAGUCGCCAUGGCAUGUUUGUUUUGGCAUUACAGUACAAAAAGCACGAAAAGUACAAAGAAGUAUCUGACAAUUUAUUCAGAAGCAUUUUGCAGGAUGAGUUGAAGCGAGAAUUGUUUGUAGGUUUCGACGGACUUGAAAUUAAUUUCAAACAAAGAAACUUGGAUAAAAAGGACGGAUAUCUUGAACGCAGUAGUGCAUUUAAAGCUUUAAAAAGUGCAAAACUACCAUUUUCCACCGAAAUUAUAAAUAUGUUAUUAGACAGAUUUGCUCAUCGCGAGACAAAUAAAGUGAAUUAUGUAGACUUGCUGGAGUAUUUAAAUUAUACUAUAAACCCUACUCACGGAUCACAAGGUUUAUCGAAGGACAUAUUAUUAUACAGGAAACCAAACGAAGCGUUUAUCAGAGUCGACGAGUUCGUCAACGAUUUACGGAAAUUAUUAUAAUAACAGUAUAUACAAUAUACAUGCAUAUGGGUCCCCCACUCAACGUUUAUAUUGGUUUC
Messenger RNA from Rhopalosiphum maidis (corn leaf aphid), 2150 nucleotides. RefSeq names its product EF-hand domain-containing family member C2-like. NCBI's taxonomy places the organism in Eukaryota, Metazoa, Arthropoda, Insecta, Hemiptera, Aphididae. Gene Ontology annotation, biological process: regulation of neuron projection development. The transcript has 11 exons. The record is from RefSeq and is a predicted model, not a curated record. Gene Ontology annotation, cellular component: microtubule. The coding region runs from base 1 to 2091 and encodes 696 amino acids.